AUGGCUGACUGGGUAGCUGCAUUCGCAAUCGAGCUCAUCUCUCACAACCAAGGCAAUUCAUUCACUCGUGUAGUUGAAGUAGAUAAAGCACUUCAGGUAUUUUGGGCCUCAUUUCUUUUGUUACAUCUUGGUGGUCCGGACACCAUCACUGCCUUCUCUUUGGAGGAUAGUUCACUUUGGCGACGGCAUCUGCUUAGUCUCAUCUUCCAAAUCAGUGCCGCCAUCUAUGUCUUUGCGCAUAUAUUUCCUAACGACAAGUCACUAAUGAUCCCAACGAUGCUAGUGUUUUCUUCCGGGAUCAUAAAAAAUUUGGAGAGGAUAUUAGCACUCAAUCUCUCAAGCCUACCAAGGCUUAGGGAAUGGGUGCAGGAGUUUCCUAAUGUUGACCAGAAUAAGUUGGCUGAAGAACUCGAUGUUCUAGGGGAUGGAUAUUCUGAUGAAGAAGAACCAAGGCUUGCCGAGAGUAUUGUGGUGAAGCAUGCUUAUUUCUUCUUUCAAAUUUUUAAGGUCUUCCUCAGAGAUCUCAUAUUCACUCAUAGAGAACGCAAAUUCAGCCGUGAAUAUUUCAACAAAGUUUCUGCAAUGGACGCGUUGAGGGUGAUAUCAGUGGAACUCCAUUUCAUGUAUGAGGUGCUCCACACAAAAGCAUUGGCAAUACGUUACAAGUGGAACUACAUUUUUCGUUUCAUAGCCAUCAUUGACGUUGUGGUGGCUUUUGUUUUGUUUAAUCGCUUGAAGAAGCAUCGGCUCCCAGAACUUGAUUUGAAAAUUACUUAUUCCCUUCUUUUCGGAGGGAUUUUUCUUGAUGUGGUUGCUCUGUUUAUGCUCGUUUUCUCUGAUUGGACUAUUGCUAGAAUCAAGUGGUAUGACACGGGAUCAUUUAAACCAAAUUCAUUUCUCCAUGAUUGGGUAUCUGCCUUAUAUGACUUGAGGAAGCCCCAAUUCAUUCCAUUAGAAUCAAAGUCUAAUGUCGAUGUUACUUACAUGGCCUUAGAUACACCAUUAAUAUUUCGAAGGUGGUCAGAAUCCAUAUUUGCUUGCAACAUUUUAUCAGAGAAAUUGGAGGAGAGUCCAAGAAAGAUGUACAAGUGCAAUCGGCACUGGGUCAUCAUUGCUUUUUCUAAUAUCUACAAUUUUCCAUUCCGUAUGGCUAAGAAGAUCAUUUCUUCUUUUCAUCAAGCUAGUGAGACAAUCAUCGGAGGUUGUGGUUCGGGGUUUCAUAUGUAUGGAUACAUACCAAUGAUUGCAAAUACAAAGUAUGUGUCAAAGAAUCCCUUUGUUAAGAAAUUAUGGAUCUUUAUUUUUAAGGAGGUGAGACGUAAGUCCAAAAAUGCGGAUGAUCAGAUAGAAGUGAUGAAGAUAUUUGAAGCUAAAGGUGAUCUAUUUCUUAAUAGUAGCUUGUGGGAGAAUAAUUGUGGCAAUCUUUCAGUGUAUGUCACCAAGAUCAAUUACGAUGCCAGUAUUAUACUGUGGCAUCUUGCUACUGAAAUCUGGUACAAUAGAGAGAAAUCCACAACCAGAAAUGAUGAAAGGGAAUAUAGUAAGAUCCUCUCCAACUACAUGUUGUAUCUUGUACUUAAUCAGCCUAAUGUGGUGUCCACUGUGGCGGGCAAUGCCCAAAUGAUAUUGGCAGAGACGUUGCGCGUGCUAAGAAAGUGCCCCAGUCUUGCAACCAAGGAUGUGGAGGGGCUAUGCAACGCAUUGUAA
Molecule: messenger RNA, 1707 nt
Organism: Eucalyptus grandis
Lineage: Eukaryota; Viridiplantae; Streptophyta; Magnoliopsida; Myrtales; Myrtaceae
Exons: 1
Coding region: 1-1707 (568 amino acids)
Source: RefSeq, a predicted model, not a curated record